AAAGUGCGUGCUUUAUCAGUUUGUUUUGUACUUUGGUCUUACGGUUUACAGUACAUCCCUACCCUAAUCACUAGAAAGGAAAGUGGGUAGUUGUUUUUAGUGUGUCCAUUAACAAAUAUGUUUGUAAUUUUUCUCUAUCAGAGUGGAAUGUGAAAUAUACUGUCACCACUUUAACAAUAUAUUAAGGAUGUCAUUGUUCAAGGCCAGCCUAGGGGUGGGCUUCCACUGGUCCUGCAGAGCUCUACAGAAGCCAAAGAUAAAAUUAACUAAGGAUGUCUACCCGGUCAAGAGAGGCAACUUCGCAGUGCUAAACGACUCUCAUGUUCAACAGUUUGAGAGCAUCCUGGGCAAGGAACGAGUGCUCACAGACCCUGACGAAUUGGAUAGCUACAAUGUGGACUGGAUUAAAAUGGUUCGAGGCUACAGCAGUGUGGUGUUGAAGCCUAAGACAACAGAAGAAGUAUCUGCCAUACUCAAGGUCUGCAAUCAGCAUAAAUUGGCCGUGUGUCCUCAAGGAGGCAACACAGGGCUGGUGGGAGGCAGUGUUCCCGUCUUCGAUGAGGUCAUCCUCUCCACAUCUCUGAUGAAUCAAAUCAUCAAGAUAAAUGAUAUUCCUGGCAGUAUAGUGUGUCAGGCAGGCUGUGUUCUGGAGGCCUUGGACACUGCCUUGGCAGAGCAUGGCCUGAUGAUGCCUCUGGACCUUGGAGCCAAGGGAAGUUGUCACAUAGGUGGAAAUAUCGCUACCAAUGCAGGAGGUCUGAGGCUUCUACGUUACGGAAGCCUCCAAGCUAACACGUUGGGCCUUGUGGCAGUGAAGGCUGAUGGAGAGGUGCUGGACUGUAUGAACACCCUCAAGAAGGACAACACAGGAUACCAUCUGAAGCACCUGUUUAUUGGCUCUGAAGGAACCUUAGGGAUCGUCACUGAAGUUGCAAUCCAGUGUCCGCCAAAACCUCAGUCCGUGAGCUUGGCAUUAUUAGGGGUGGUGGAUUUUGAACAUGCUCUGCGCACAUUUCGGCUGGCGCGCACUAUGUUGUCUGAAAUUCUCUCAUCAUGCGAGCUUAUGGACGAUAAUUGCGUUGGUCCUGUGGUCGAUACACUGGGGGUACGCAAUCCACUGGCCAACCACCCGUUCUACGUACUUAUCGAAGUUUCAGGCUCUAACGCCUCUCACGAUGAGGAGAAACUCAAUGCUUUCCUGGAGAGUGCGAUGGGUGAGGGCAUUGUUUCUGACGGAACGUACACUAAUGAGCCGUCCAGAAUGCAGAACAUUUGGCAGCUGCGGGAGCGUAUCGCCGAGGCAUUGCUAAGGAAUGGCUUUGUCUACAAGUAUGAUGUCUCCUUGCCUCACGAUGAUUUCUACCGGCUCAUUCCUGUGCUGCAGGAGAGGCUCAAAGGCUCCGAGGCUCAGAUCGUCUCCGGCUAUGGUCAUUUGGGAGACGGCAACCUCCACCUGAACAUCUGCAGUCCGCAGUUCUCGUCGGAGUUGCUCGCUCAGAUCGAGCCCUUUGUCUUCGAGUGGAUCAGCAAGCGAGGGGGCAGCAUCAGUGCAGAACACGGCAUCGGCUUCAAGAAGACCAAGUUCCUGAAGUUCUCGAAGAGUGACGCUGCAAUCCGCACCAUGCUCCAGCUCAAACACCUGUUUGAUCCUCAGGGCAUCCUGAACCCCUACAAGGUCCUGCCACUCGAGUGAAGCGUGGUACGAGUUUUUCGUUGUUCUUGCCAUCAGUGUUCUAAAUUAACAUUAAAACUAUCGAUGAAUAGGAUGUAGUUACAGAGAGGUAAAUAGGGGAAGGCAAUAAUGUUUAAAUAACAAUGAAUAUGUAUAGUGUAUAUAAUAUUAUUUUAAAACUCCCUUUUAACUAGGUGUAUGCAAAAGAUAUAUUUCUAAAGCCAUCUCAUAUUUUUUAUAAAAAUGUAUUAGUGUACCUAUUUGAAUAAAAAUAAAUUCAAAUUAAAAAUACAAUAUUCUUGAUACAAAAACUGCAUGGCAUUUUUAAAUAAUAGGACUAGGUUUUAAAACAUGAACAGAACUUUAUAAACAAUGUAUUUCAAAUGUAUAUGAAUUCACUUGUUACUGCAUAUCUUUAGUACUUAAUACAGUUAAACAUAAAUAUACUACAAUUUUGUGAGAAAAUAUAUUUUUAGUAAAUAAAAUCAAUUUUUAAAUACAUACGUAAGGUACAUGGUAUUUAAAUUGUUUUGAAAUUUGAAAUUAAGGAAAAAAUCACUCUGAAUAACCACUAAUUAGACAAACUUGGAUAAUUCAAACAUUUUUUAUUUAAAUGUUUAUACUUAUCUCUUGAAAUUUUAUACAAUUGUAAUGAAAUCUGCAUAAUUAGAUAUCUUGGACAGUUUAAUUAUUUUAUUAGUCCCUUGAACAUAAAAUUAAUCAAGUUUCACUAUACCAUUAAAGUAAUAAGGUUUCAUGUCAAACAAACAAUUGAUAAGCACUGGAAAUGUUAAAUUACAAAUUUACCUAUUUACAAAUUAAAACGAGAAUCUGAGUAUUAACUGACGAUUCAUUGGUUGAUAAAAUUAUCAACUAAGUAAAAUGCUUCUUAUCAAAAUAGUUUCAGUUUUAAUUUUAAUUUGGAUGGAACAAUUUUGGAGUUUAUUUAUAUCGUGAAGAUUUAUAGAAAUAUUGAGAUUCAUCACUAUCACUAAGUCAGUCCUAUCUUUACCGUCUCAUCUUAAAAAAAAAGAUAAUGAAAAACUUUAGAAUCAGAAUAUUGUAUGUACAAAUAUUACAUGGAACCUCUUAAAAUUAGCAUGUCUUUUUUGAGUGUUGAAAUUAUCGUUCAAAGUAUCAAAUCUUUUUUUAACUUUUAUUUAGUAUAAAUCGUAUUAAAUUUAAUUAGUUGUAGAAAUAUAAUAUCUUUUAGCGAAGUUUUCUCUGGAAAAAACAUUUUCAUUCAAUGUCUGUUAAAAUUUAAUUUGUUUGAUUUUCAUGUUGCUGAUCACCACAAUUAAAAUUUUCUUUUUAAUUUAUUUAAAACUGUAACUAAACAUCCAUCAUUUGGUCUUCAUUUUAACCUUGUAUUAAUCUGAAUUAUUAGGUAAUUGUAUUAAGGUAUUGUAACAAUAGCCAAAUAUACUGUGUUUGAAGUUUGUUAUUGACAACGGUUUAUUUCAAAGAAUAAUAGGAUUUUGAACAUUUGCCAUCAUUUUUUUUUAAUUUGGUAUAUUUUUUAUCAAAUGUAAAUUAAAUUAACCUGGUAGUCUUAGAUGUACAGAAUGAAAUGUAUUUUUAAAUGCAACAUGUACAAUGUAUUAUUCUCAAUGGAUUUGAAUUGAAUAUAACUUAUUAUGUCACAAUACUCAAAGUGCACAUUGUUCACCAUUAAAAAUUUACUAUGGGACACAAUGUCCAAAUAACACUGAAAAUUCCUUGUUUUUAUCUCAAUAAAACUAUGCAACAAAUUAGCAUUCAAUAACAAUAAGAUACAUCUUAUUCCAUAUGUUGUCUUAAAUAGCACAGUAAUAUCAAAAUUUUCUCAGGUGUGUAAGGAAACUAUGUGAUUAGUAUCUGAGACAAAUUUAGAUGAAAUCCUUAUAAGUUUUCUUUAUCAUUAUUAUUCUCUUCCUUUACUUUUGUCACACUACGUUCUUGUAAAACAUUUUGCAUUGAACACACUUCUGUUUUUUAUAUUCUAUAAUAACAUCUAUAGCUGGUGGGGAGAAUCCAUCUUCUACAUUUUCAUUACCUGAAAAAGAAAACACAACUAUGUUCAAAACAAGAUUUGGCAAAACUAAUCAAAAUCCAUAUGCGUAUUACAUAUGUAAUAUAUUUUUUAUGUUCUGAAUAAAACAUACACAGUGUCUCAAAAACAAAAUAGAUUCUAUGGGAUUGUUACCUUUGUUUGUGAUGUUCUAUAUGGUUUCCACUGUUGACAAAAAGAUAGUCUAUUUCCAAACAUAUAACAAGGGCAAAAGUUAGACUUCCUAUUAUCCAGCCAAAUAAAGGCGUAAAAAUAAAUGAAAAUACAACUACUUUACAAUUCAUUUUAGCAGCUAGUGACUUUUACAUAUAUUUUUUCUCUUUUUAUGUGGUGAAAAGUAUGUAUUUUAAUGUGUUGGACAUUUGCAAGCAAAAAGAGGUUCUGGCUAUAUUUUAAAAAUAUUUUGUCCUCAUUACAAAUAAUAAAAUCGGAGGCUUUAAUCCUCUAGAAAUAUGAAUAGUAUAUUUCAUAUGUUUACAGAUCUUGAUAGUAGUGCUUUGGCCUGUACAGGAACACAUUGUCAUGAAGGUUUUAAAAUCUCACUAAUAUAGAGUACUCAGGCUUGAAUCUGUUCACAUGUUUUAUAAGUAUAAAUACAUUACAUGGACUGAAAUUCCACUAGUCGAUUAAUAGUUUGAUCUGUGAUAUAGAGUUCUAGGGUGUAAGUUACACUAGUACAUGCUCAUAAGUUACACUUACAUAGUGUACGCUCAUGAGCUACACUAUCCAUGUAUAUCCUCUUGAGCUACACUAUCCAUAGUAUAUCCUCAUGAGCUACACUAUCCAUAGUAUAUCCUCAUGAGCUACACUAUACAUAGUGUAUGAUCAUGAUUUACAUUAUCCAUAGACUAUCCUCAUGAUUUACAUUAUCCAUAGACUAUCCUCAUGAGCUACACAUCCAUAUUAUAUCCUCAUGAGCUACACUAUCCAUAUUAUAUCCUCAUGAGCUACACUAUCCAUAGUAUAUCCUCAUGAGCUACACUAUCCAUAGUAUAUCCUCAUGAGCUACACUAUCCAUAGUAUAUCCUCAUGAGCUACACUAUCCAUAGUAUAUGCUCAUGAGCUACAAUAUCCAUAUUAUAUCCUCAUGAGCUACAAUAUCCAUAUUAUAUCCUCAUGAGCUACACUAUCCAUAGUAUAUGCUCAUGAGCUACACUAUCCAUAGUGUAUCCUCAUGAGCUACACUAUCCAUAGUAUAUGCUCAUGAGUUACAUUAUCCAUUGUAUAUCCUCAUGAUCUACAAUAUCCAUAGUGUAUGCUCAUGAGUUACAUUAUCCAUUGUAUAUCCCCAUGAUCUACAAUAUCCAUAGUAUAUCCUCAUGAGCUACACUAUCCAUAGUGUAUGCUCAUGACCUACACUCAUAGUAUAUGCUCAUGAUUUGUUUGUAAAGAACUUGGAUAAUUUGAACGCUUUUACUUAAAAUUCAUGGAGAAUUCAAUCUUUUCUUCUGGUUUUUUGUCAUUUGUGUAAUAUAAAAAUAGGGUGCUUAAUAUUAAUUAUGUUUUUGAUUAUUUGAAAUGUUUAUUCAUUAUACAUUUCCGAGUAGAAUUCCUAAAAGUAGACUAUGUAAUUUAGAAAGUGUUUUCUUGUAUUUGAUUUACCAUAGCUGAGCAAAUGGCUUCUCAGAGUGUUGUUGUACUGAUUGAGUAAAAUGAGUCGUACAAUAUUUACAAAAAUAAAGCCUCCUCGCCAUACCUUUGUUUAGCCAUCACUGUAGUGACGCAUCUGUCAAAGUGAAAGUGUACGAUCUGCUCAUAAUUAUUUCCUUAUUGCAUAAGUUUUUGUACAAUCUUUGUAGAUAGCUUCUGAAUGCCUUUCCAGAUUUAGUGAAAUAAAAAUACCACUACAUUCAUUCUAAUCAUAACAAAUUUCAGAAUCGUUUUUACUGCCUCGAAACUUACAAAUUGGCACAGCCACAUUUCCCCCCGAACUAACUAAAAUACAAUACAAGUAUUAUUACAGAGAGCAACAGUGUAACAGUGAUCUCCUUAUACCGAAAAAACUGCAACGGUUUAGAAUAUUGCCGCUGGAGUUCAACACUUGUCAAAAGAGAACGGUAAAGCAGUGCAAGUCGAUCUGGUUCUGCAGUGGCAGUGAGUUGUCCAAGUCGAUUCAAGUUUGGCGUGCACGAGAGGGUUAAGUAAAAGUUGUGGAGCAUUUUUUAUUGCAUUUUCCAAAUUUAAAAAUUUUCAAAUUUUAAGAAUACAAAAAAACCAAAACUCAAAAUUUCUAAAUAGAGAUCUACAAUAAAUUGUAUACCAAAUAAAAGGUCUUUUUAAAAGAAACAUUUUUGUUGUGUUUAAACCUUUUUCUAACUCUUACCGUUUAUAAAUGGCAGUUUCCAAAUUUGAUAUUUUAAAAUUCUCCAAAAGCACCCCUAUCCCCCAAAUUGGGACAUUUUACAAUGUUGAAAAUAGUUUAAUUGGAUUCUGUUUAAUUAGAACAAAAUGAGAAAGAAAAAAGGUUAAAGUAAUUUAUUCUGAUAGCUAUAAAUACUGCAUGGGUGGUCUGCCUCACUCUGAAGUCAAAAUUACAUUUUCAUUCCUUUUGAAUACACUUGUGUAAUUGUAAUUUGUGUUCAAUUCUAAUAUUUUCAUCCCUUGCUAUUCAAAUUAUCCAAGUUCCACCGUCUAAAAAUAUGUAUAUACUGUAAGAAGCCAAUUUUUAAAAAUAAUGCUGUGUCUUAUUUUAUUGUUACCAUCACUGAGAGUUGGUCUGUAAAAACAAUUGUUUGAAUAAAGAUGUUAUUAUUUUUCAUUAAAA
Messenger RNA from Homalodisca vitripennis (glassy-winged sharpshooter), 6486 nucleotides. RefSeq names its product D-2-hydroxyglutarate dehydrogenase, mitochondrial-like. The record is from RefSeq and is a predicted model, not a curated record. The transcript is spliced from 8 exons. NCBI's taxonomy places the organism in Eukaryota, Metazoa, Arthropoda, Insecta, Hemiptera, Cicadellidae. Bases 188 to 1693 code for a protein of 501 amino acids. Gene Ontology annotation, cellular component: mitochondrion. Gene Ontology annotation, molecular function: FAD binding; catalytic activity.